Molecule: messenger RNA, 1981 nt
Organism: Ceratitis capitata (Mediterranean fruit fly)
Lineage: Eukaryota; Metazoa; Arthropoda; Insecta; Diptera; Tephritidae
Product: cytosol aminopeptidase
Exons: 3
Coding region: 111-1772 (553 amino acids)
Biological process (GO): proteolysis
Cellular component (GO): cytoplasm
Molecular function (GO): metalloaminopeptidase activity; manganese ion binding
Source: RefSeq, a predicted model, not a curated record
UUUAAAUGUAAUUUUCUUGCUUAAAAAUAGAUGUAAAUCAAUUUAAAUAAAAAUAAGUCGCGAUUAUAUUUUAUAGAAUUUUUUUUAUCUGCCAACUCAAGCCGAUUAUAAUGUUUGGUCUUCUGCGUCCUAAAUCUUUCGGCAAUGUUUUCAAAUCAGUUACCCGCAUCCUACCGCAGCUCCGUAAUUAUGUAUCGCCGGCACUAAAUCAAAUGUUACAGUUGCAAAAUAUUGAAAUAUGUGCCGAUCAACCAUCACGUGGUUUAGUCUUGGGCGUGUAUGCCGAUGAAGAGGAUAAAUCGGAUCCCGGUAUUUUAACACCGUCCGCUUGGCGAUACAAUGUCCAGAAGACGGCCGGACGUUUGUUGGAGGUAUUGCGUAUGUCUGGCCCCAUGCCGAGGAGAGGAGAAGCGCGCUUAUUAUUUGCUGUUGAACCAGAGAAAGUACCUUACUACUCGGCAGUAGCCGUAGUGGGUUUAGGUAAGGAAUGUUUGGGCUAUAACUCAUAUGAGGUACUUGAUGAACAGAAGGAGGCAAUACGUCGAUCGGUGGCAAGAGCGUGUAUGGAGUUGUGUUAUUUAGACACCGAAAAAAUAGAGAUUGAAAAUUGUGGUCAUGCCGAGUCGGCAGCGGAGGGUGCUGCCUUAGGUAUUUGGGCGUAUCAAGAGUUGAAAGAAACUAAGCGACGUAUAGGUGUGCCGGCAAUAGAUUUAUACACCCACAAGGAUGAGGUCUGCGAUAUUGAAGGUUGGCGUAUUGGCUUGCAAAAGGCUGCAGCUCAGAAUCUAACACGUCAACUACAAGAAAUGCCCUCCAAUUUACUGACACCAACAGCCUUUGCACAAACCGUUGUUGAGGUCUUAUGUAAGUCGGGUGUAAAUGUGGAGGUGAAGGUUGAAGGCUGGGCAGAAUCCCAAUCAAUGCAUUCAUUCUUGUCGGUGGGCAAGGCUUCGUGUGAACCACCUAUCUUCUUAGAGCUGAGUUACUAUGGCACAUCAGCAGAGGAACGACCUAUAGUUUUGGUGGGACAAGGUAUUACCUAUGACUGUGGUGGACUUUGCCUAAAGAAAUUGCAGGAAUUAGUUCAUAUGCGUGGCGAUAUGACUGGUGCAGCCGUGGUUGUGGCUGCUUGUAGAGCCAUAGCGGGUUUACGUUUGCCGGUUAAUAUUCGAGGGUUAAUACCACUUUGCGAGAAUGUAAUGGGCUGUAAUUCCUUCCGACCCGGUGACGUUACAAAAGCUAUGAACGGGAAGCAUAUUGAAGUUCAAGGCACUGAUCACGAGGAUGUGCUCGUGUUGGCUGAUGCACUUUUAUACGCACAAAACUUUUGUCCCAAAUUCAUUGUCGAUAUUGGUUGCACAUCAGGAAUGAUGAGGAACGCUCUCGACGAAGCUGCAUGUGGUGUCUUCACUAAUUCCGAGAUUCUCUGGCAACAGAUUAAACAUGCCAGCAUGCACACUGGUGACAGAGUCUGGCGUUUCCCAUUAUGGUACUUCUAUUCUAACCAGGUAACAUCCGGUGAUGCUAGCGAUGUGCAAAAUUACGGCAAAGGGCGUGGCGGCCGUCCGUGUAAAGCAGCCGCUUUCUUGAGGGAGUUCGUACCAUGUGGACAGUGGAUGCAUAUUGAUGCUACCAACGUGAUGGUCACCAAUGGUAAACAUUUUGAGUAUAUACGCAAGGGCAUGGCUGGUAGACCCACACGCACAUUGAUCGAGUUCAUAGCACAAACUAUCUGCAAAGAUGUAGCGCCAAAAUUAAAUGUCAAAAAAUAAAUGACAAUAAGACUAGACGUUGAAGACGAGCGUAGAACGGAUGAGUGAUUUGUUUCUUUAAAAAUUGAUGUGUGUAGCGUAACGCGUAUUCGUACUGUAAUUCGUAAAUGGCAAAUGCAAAUUAACGGUUAAAUACGUCUGCUUGUAAUAUAUUAUAUUUUAGUGAAUAAAUAGAGAUGGGGCAGAGCUCCGUAAAUCGUAUUUAGAAA